This is a messenger RNA of Canis lupus familiaris (dog), 751 nucleotides long. It is a transcript of the gene NUPR1, whose product is annotated as nuclear protein 1, transcriptional regulator. Bases 160 to 408 code for a protein of 82 amino acids. The record is from RefSeq and is a predicted model, not a curated record. The transcript is spliced from 3 exons. Gene Ontology annotation, biological process: negative regulation of cell cycle; negative regulation of cell population proliferation. Gene Ontology annotation, cellular component: nucleus. NCBI's taxonomy places the organism in Eukaryota, Metazoa, Chordata, Mammalia, Carnivora, Canidae.
GGGUUCUGGGAAAGGGCCAGAUUGCAUCAGACAGGGCCUGAGGAGGACACGUGGCCUUUAUAAGUUGGGGCCAGUGAAGAGGGAGGUGUCGGGAAACCGGACACAAACAAAGCUUUUGAAGACGACAGAGAGACAGACGGCAAGGGAGAGUCAGAUAUAAUGUCCACCUUCCCGGGAGCAGCCAGCCGGGCUCAGCAGCCCCCAGGCCCAGAGGACGAAGACCCCAGCCUGGAUGAGUAUGACCUCUAUAGCCUGGCUCAUUCCUGCCUGGGAGUGGGAGGCCGGAAAGGUCGCACCAAGAGAGAAGCUGCUGCCAACACCAACCGCCCCAGCCCUGGUGGCCAUGAGAGGAAGCUGGUGACUAAGCUCCAGAACACGGAGCGGAAAAAGCGGGGGGCACGGUCCUGAGACGGAGCUGGAAAACUGUCCCUUUCUUCCCUUGCCCCAGAUGAGGCCAGAGCACGGACACCACACAGCGACGAAGACAGGACCACGGAUCGGCACCUGGAGGCAGGAUCCAGACCUGCUUGCCCCCCACCCCACCCCCAGGACUUACCCUACCUGACCGAGGCUCCGAGGGGCCACCAAGGAAGUGACUCCAGCCCCAGAAAAAGGACAAGAUAGGAAGCAAGAGGCAGGGAAUGAAUGGAGAGGCAGAGUCGCAAAAGGUACCCCCUAAAAAGAAAGACACUGAAGAAAUUGGCUCUCCUGGAGUGUGGGAAGGAAGGACAAUAAACAAAGUACAUCUGCA